AUUAUUUUGACCACAGUUGUUUUGAGGGUCUAUAAGGUGUAAUUAACAUAAAGAUUAGCGUGAUUCAAAUAAUAAUCAAAUUCUAGAAAACUUGGCCUGAAGCCUCUGAACUUACUUUCCGCUUCUUCCAGUUCUGGAACUUUCCACUACUUUGAUUAGUCCUGCAAACUGUGUCAUCCAUGGCCAUGGCUAAUGCAAGAAUUUCUCACUUCCUUUUGUGGUUUAAAUAUCCUUCUUCUUUGUCUUUCUUCAUUCGAAAAACCAAUUUCUCACUUCCAAUCUUCCUUGCCUCAUCUUCAGCUGGUAUACCUACAACAACCCAUAAUAGAUUUGCAACAUUAUCAUCACAAUUCUCCUCCUCUUCCCAUCCCCCAAACCAUACCCAAAAAAUCAACACCAAGGUCAAUUUUUCCCUCUCAGACUCAGACUCUGAAGAUGAAGAAGAAGAAGAACAAGUUUCCAAACAAGAAUUGGACAAAUCCAAACUCCCUCCUCCUUAUGAUCCCUUUAACAAAAAACCAGUUAUUGAAGAACCCCAAGACCCCAAAAACCUGCAACAAGUGUUCCACAACAUGCGAGGCGAUGGCCUAAUCAACAACGCCGUCAAGAUGUUUGAUGCAUUGUCAAAAGAUGGACUAACCCAUGAAGCGCUGGAGCUUUUUUCUCAGUUUAAAGACAAGGGUCAAAUGCCAGACGUGGUUGCUCAUACAGCUGUUAUUGAAGCUUAUGCCAAUGCGGGUCAGUGUAAAGAAGCUCUCAAAAGUUUUAUGCGGAUGUUGGCAUCUGGGGUUGCACCCAAUGCUUACACUUACACUGUUCUCAUUAAAGGCCUUGCUACUGUUGAUGCUAAACAUCUUGGUGAUGCAAAGAAGUAUCUGAUGGAGAUGAUAGGGAAAGGGAUGAGGCCUAAUGCAGGUACUUACACGGUGGUUUUGGAGGCAUUUGCGAGGAUGGAUAAGGUGGAUGAGGCCAAGGAAUUUUUGGGGCAGAUGAAGGAGAAGGGAUUUGUGCCUGAUGAGAAGGAUGUGAAAGAGGUUUUUAGCAGUAAGAGGGGACCGGUAUUUAGAAGUGUUAUGAGUAUUCUCUUUGAUAAAUGAUUGGAGUUUGAUUUUGAAAUUUUCUUGGUACAGUUUCUGUGCUAGGCUCUGGAAUUGCUGCAUUUUAUUUUCUUGUCUUUCAAUGUUCGUUGCGACGUGAAAGAGAGAACUUUGGUUUUGUUGUUGAGCUAAAUCCUAGUUUUGUUAUGUUUAUGUUAGAAAAUUUAGAUGAUCAAAAAAAAAAUAAAGUUAAAAAUGCAAGAUGGCUUUGAGUAUUAUUUAGUAUGUUUCCAGGAUAUAAUAAACUUCGUAACUCCUAACACUUCAUCAUUUCAAGUAGAAUAAUGAAAGUGGUUUUAGAGAAAAUUUCAUCAUAACUUAAUUAGAAUAGUGAUAAUGGUUUUAUGGAAAAGUUUAUU
This is a messenger RNA of Durio zibethinus, 1456 nucleotides long. RefSeq lists its product as uncharacterized. Gene Ontology annotation, molecular function: protein binding. Lineage: Eukaryota; Viridiplantae; Streptophyta; Magnoliopsida; Malvales; Malvaceae. The record is from RefSeq and is a predicted model, not a curated record.